Leptonychotes weddellii (Weddell seal) is the source of this 1267-nucleotide messenger RNA. The record is from RefSeq and is a predicted model, not a curated record. Lineage: Eukaryota; Metazoa; Chordata; Mammalia; Carnivora; Phocidae.
UGGUUUCCAGUGCCUCUGGCCUUCCUGUUGAGAGCAAACAAAAAGUGUAUGAAGACUACUGAAAUAUGUCAGAGACUUCCUCCCAUGACUCGUUCUAUGAUUCCCUAUCAGACAUGCACGAAGAAAGCAAGAAUGCUGACUUCUUCCCUGAGCUAUCUGCUUUUCUCAGCCAGGAAGAGAUAAACAAGAGUCUUGACCUGGCCCGGAGAGCUAUAGCCAACUCUGAAACAGAAGAUUUUGACUCAGAAAAGGAGAUCUCACAGAUUUUCAACGCUUCUCCUGUAGGUGUCUGUGAAAAUCCUUCCCAUAAGGAGACCAAAUUUGGUGAGCCAGCCUCCUCAGGAGGACCUCAUGAUAACAAGCCAACACCUGUCCAAUCUCCGCCAGAACAAACUGACCGUAUCUCUUCACCUGCUUCAAAGAGGAAACCUGCCAAAUCACCCCUGCUUGCCAGCCCCAGCUAUAUCCGGAGCCUCCGAAAGGCUGAAAAACGGGGUGCAAAAACUCCCAACACAAGUGUAAAGCCCAAACCAGCAUAUCAAGGUAAGACUGGCCCCCAGAGCCAGCUAUGUGACAAGGCGGCUAAUUUCAUCGAGGAGCUGACAUCCAUAUUUAGAGAAGCAGCAAAGCCAAGAAAUAGAAGCCCAAACGGGGAGUCCUCAUCCCCAGACAGUGGGUACUUGUCUCCUAAAAAUCCACGGUCAGCCCUGAUGAGUGCCUCAGCCAGCCAAAGCCCCACUGGAGACCAACAGGAGAUGGAAGCUGAGGUCAAGUUACCCGAAGCCAGGCAUUGCUACCAGGCAGACCAGGACAAGGCAGUGCCAUGCAAUAACAUCUCUCACCCACAGACCCAGAAUGCACUCCACUUCCCCUCAGCUCCACGAUUCAUCCAGAAGCUUCGGAGCCAAGAAGUGGCAGAAGGAAGUAGAGUUUACUUGGAGUGUAGAGUCACUGGAAACCCAAUUCCUCGAGUCAGUUCUACUUGUACUCAUUCUGCUACAGCUCAUUCUCAUUCUCCAGAACAGAGGCAAUUGCAUAGAGUUGAACAUAAAAUAAAACUUGGUUUCCUAUUGAAUUUCAAAUUACACGGGAAAUACUUUUGGAAUAACUCCAGACCUUUGGGGAAGAUCUUCCCAGCUCUGAAGUCUCUCCUCUGUCUUCACAACAAUCUCCCAAGUUUGGGAUGCUAUGAUUUCAUGCUCACAUUGUUCAGAAUUUAGCCCUCCCUCCGCCCCCUCCAAAAAGACUCAUCUUAUGGACUGUUAAA